AAAGCAUCAAAAGAAUAAAUUACACCCGUUGCCAGAUUUUUGACCGCAAAAAACAAGUCAUCAUCGUUUGCUAGUUCAAUCGGUCGAAAGCAUAGACAUAAGGUCGAAAGGAACGGUUAUGAGCAGGUGUAGCAGGUCACCAGGUUUUCAUCAUCGAACCUGUUAAUGGCACUAAAGGCAAAGAAAAUUAGUGAUGUUUCGAUAUUUCUGUUGCGGUGCGUUUUUUCAGUUUCCUUACUCAAUUCAAUUACAUUGUGCGAAAUUCCAAAUUUUUUUGUGGACAUUGAACUGAAACCAAUACUCUAUUCUGAUGGAAAAACUCUUGCGGAGAUAAUAUUUGAUGAAAGUGGAAUAAUGAAACAUUGCAGGCUACAUGAAUUAGAAGAAGACGCAGAUGCUGAACCAAUCAUCAAAGUGAGUGGUUUAGCAGUGAAAUAUCCCACCUUCAAAGAAAUGCUACUGCUUAUCAAUAGUUGUACACAGCUUGAAAUUCCUAACAUCAAUGAUACAGAUUCCACAACAACAACUACUACUACUGAAUCACCAGGUCUUAUAAUAGGAACUUGGAGCAUUUGGAAUGGGAUUGCACCAGGAACAAAGUGGUGCGGAGUUGGUGAUAUAGCCGGCUCAUUUGAAGAUUUGGGCUCGGAAACAGACGUGGACGCUUGUUGCCGUGCUCAUGACCAUUGUCCAGUAAAACUGAAAGCAUUCCGUACUGGUUAUGGUUUGCUGAAUUUAUCUCUAUAUACUAAGUCACAUUGUGAUUGUGAUAAUGAAUUUUAUUCGUGUCUGAAAAAUACAAGGAACAAAUUUGCUGAUAUGGUUGGAAAUUUCUACUUUAAUUUCAUGCAAGUGCAAUGUUUAAAAGAGACGAGACCCUUUAUUUGUGUAGAAAACAGAACUGAAAUCGAUGGAGGUCAACAAUGUGUGAAAUGGAGUGCUGAUCCUAGUUCUACGAAAUUACAUGUAACAGUGUCACAAUUAGAGUAUUGAAAAAAAUACGUAAUUUUAUUAGAUACAGUCAAUAAAUAACGAGAAGAUACUUUUUAAUUCAAAAGUAAUGUCUACAAUCGUUUAUAGAUUUUUGUCCUAUUGUGACACAAGUCGCUCAAAAAUU
Messenger RNA from Parasteatoda tepidariorum (common house spider), 1117 nucleotides. RefSeq lists its product as uncharacterized. The record is from RefSeq and is a predicted model, not a curated record. Gene Ontology annotation, biological process: arachidonate secretion; phospholipid metabolic process. NCBI's taxonomy places the organism in Eukaryota, Metazoa, Arthropoda, Arachnida, Araneae, Theridiidae. Gene Ontology annotation, molecular function: A2-type glycerophospholipase activity.